AGAUUGAGACACAAAACGUAUAUAACGCGCAAGAUAAAGUAAUUUGAAAGUGCAAGUACGAUAAUGCAAUGAGGCGAUGAGUGUUAAUUAACUAGACAAAUUUAAAUAUCAAUUGAUCAGAUGUUAACGCCAGCAAGUGCGGUUUAUAGCGCCAACUCAUCAAUGAGAAAUUAACUCUUCGAUUCAUGUCGAGUCACGCAUGUGCUGCAUCGUCACAACGAUACCGAUCUCGUACUUUGUUCUCAAGAUAAAGCUUUAACCACAGUCAAUAAUUGAUUAAGAAUCGGCUGAAGUCUCAACAGUAAUAAGCAUCUCGUUCUCUUUGUACGGUGUCGGUGCGUCUGUUUAUGACGAUAGUCAAAUAUUUGAUCGUCUAUAACGAAUUUAAAACAAUCUUAUACGAAUAGUGAAUUGUGAACCAUAAGUUACGACUCAAGUGUACAAAUUAUUCGAGAUGGUGCUUGCGGAAUUAAUUGCGGCUUUUAUCGUUAUCUUGAGUAGUGUGUACAUUUAUUAUAAAUAUGUAAUAUUUAAUUUCUGGCGCAAGAGAGGUGUUUUUUAUAUCGAGCCCGUAGUACCAGUUGGAAAUGUAACACCUCUCGUAACUGGGAAAGCGCAAGUAGGAGUAUUCUUCCAUGAUGUCUAUCUGAAAUAUAAAGAACAUCGUGCUUUUGGAAUGUACACAUUUUUUAAACCAAAUUUGAUAAUAGCCGAUCUCGAUCUUAUACAAACGGUGAUGACAAAGCAAUUCAAAUCUUUUCAUGAUCGUGGGAUAUUCUGUAACGAAAAAAUUGAUCCAUUAACCGGCAAUUUAUUUCUUAUGCCUGGAAAAAGAUGGCGAAAUAUGCGCGUUAAGUUAACACCCACAUUUACUUCAGGAAAAAUGAAGCAAAUGUUUGUUAUAUUGAAAGAGUGUGGUGAUGAACUUGCAAAGCAUCUAGAGCGUAAUGCUGAAAUAGGAGAUACCAUCGAAAUUAAAGAUAUAUUAGCAAGAUAUACAACAGAUGUAAUUAUGUCAACGGCUUUUGGUAUCAAAUCAAACUGCAUUAAGGAACCAAAUAAUGAGUAUCGUGUCCAAGGAAAAAGAAUUAUCAAUAUAAAUUCUAUAAAGAUUGCCUUGGCUAUGUUUGCGCCACAAAUCAUGGACUUCUUUUCUAUUCCCUUCUUCCCAAAAUCUAUCACUGACUUUUAUAUAAAAAUGUUUCGAGAGAUUGUGGAAUAUAGGCAAGCUAAACAUAUCGUCAAAACUGACUUUAUGAACUUGCUCAUACAACUCAUGGAGAGAGGCUACGUUGAUCCUGAAGAUGACAAAAAUACGUCCAACGAAUCAUCAACUGUAAAUAAACUUACCAUGGUAGAAGCUACUGCGCAAAGUUUUGUCUUCUUCGCAGCUGGUUUCGAAACUUCCUCAUCCGCGGCAACAUUCGUUUUAUACGAAUUAGCACAACAUCAAGAUGUACAAGAGAAAGUUCACAAUGAAAUCGAUGAAAUAUUGAAAAAGCAUGAUAAUCUAACCUACGAUGCUAUAACCGACAUGACAUACCUUCACAAAGUAAUAAAUGAAGCUUUAAGAUUAUAUCCACCUCUCCCAAUUUUGAAUCGAAUCUGCACUCAGGAAAUAGACUUGCCGACUGUAAACAUUCGAGUUCCAAAAGGAACGUUAAUAACAAUACCGAUGCUUGGGCUGCAUCGAGAUCCGUCAAUAUAUCCGGACCCGAAUAAAUUUGAUCCUGAGCGCUUCAACGCAGACAAAGUGAAAGAGAGGCAUCCUUACGCUUUUAUACCAUUUGGAGAAGGUCCACGAAAUUGCAUUGCAUCCGUAAAUAAACUUACCAUGAUAGAAGCUACUGCGCAAGGUUUUGUCUUCUUCGCAGCUGGUUUCGAAACUUCCUCAUCCGCGGCAACAUUCGUUUUAUACGAAUUAGCACAACAUCAAGAUAUACAAGAGAAAGUUCACAAUGAAAUCGAUGAAAUAUUGAAAAAGCAUGAUAAUCUAACCUACGAUGCUAUAACCGACAUGACAUACCUUCACAAAGUAAUAAAUGAAGCUUUAAGAUUACAUCCACCUCUCCCUAUUUUAAAUCGAAUCUGCACUGAGGAAAUAGACUUGCCGACUGUAAACAUUCGGGUGCCAAAAGGAACGUUAAUAGCAAUACCGAUGCUUGGGCUGCAUCGAGAUCCGUCAAUAUAUCCAGACCCAAAUAAAUUUGAUCCUGAGCGCUUCAACGCAGACAAAGUGAAAGAAAGGCAUCCUUACGCUUUUAUACCAUUUGGAGAAGGUCCACGAAAUUGCAUUGGUAUGAGAUUUGGCUAUUUACAAACAAAAAUUGGGCUCGUGAGUCUUCUGUCAAAAUAUAAAUUUAAACUUCAUUCUCGGACCCCAGUCCCGCUUACUUACAGUGAAAGAUCUCCGACUCUCACACCAAAAAGUGGUGUGCAUCUUAUUAUCGAGAAACGAUAAAAUUAUUUUCUUCUUGAUAAAAAAUUACCUCUUUUAAUUUAUAUAAUACGAAGAAUGUAAACAUGCACAUGUCAAAAGUCAAGAUCGGACAAUAAAUUGAAUCUAUUUAAUAUAUUCUACUAUUUUGCGUUACUAACCUUUCUUAUUACUAUUUUUUACUAAUACGGUUCAGUUCUUGUUAAUACUGCAUAAUGUAUUAUAACUAAAAUUAUUAAUAAUUAUAUAUAUAUUAAACAAAAUAUGUAUUCUUCUUCCAUUAAAGAAUGUAUUCUUU
Messenger RNA from Solenopsis invicta (red fire ant), 2735 nucleotides. RefSeq names its product probable cytochrome P450 6a14. NCBI's taxonomy places the organism in Eukaryota, Metazoa, Arthropoda, Insecta, Hymenoptera, Formicidae. The record is from RefSeq and is a predicted model, not a curated record. Gene Ontology annotation, molecular function: oxidoreductase activity, acting on paired donors, with incorporation or reduction of molecular oxygen; monooxygenase activity; heme binding. The transcript is spliced from 9 exons. The coding region runs from base 455 to 2461 and encodes 668 amino acids.